UCCAGAAAGGGACAACCUGGACCGAUGCUCAGGCUUACUGUCGGACCAACUUUGAUGACCUGGCCACUAUUGAAACCAGUGAUGACAUUGUGAAAAUUCAAAAUGUUUCACAGAGCCAACAGUUCAUUUCAAAUGCUUGGAUUGGAUUGUACACAGAGAAAAGUGGCUUUUUCUGGUCCAUGGGAAACGAAUCACUGGGUAGUUGGACAAGUUGGUUUUCUUCACAACCUUCAUUACAAGAUCAAUUGUGUACAUUAGUAGCUUACUCUACUGGUUGGUGGGAUAUGCCAUGUGAUAGCCUUCGUCCCUUUGUAUGCUUUGAUGCCAGCCAAGUUGGCAAUGCUGCUUACAUUUUAGUCACUUCUUCAGUGACCUGGUAUGAUGCUCAGAGCUACUGCAGACAGCAUUACACAGACCUGGCCAGCGCAAGAAGCUUAACAGAAUACCAAAUGAUACUAAAACCAAUGUCGGGGGUGGCUACGCACGUUUGGAUUGGAUUGUUCAGGGAGCCCUGGAAGUGGUCCGACCAGUCCAACUUAACCAUCAAUCUAUGGAUGUUAAAAGAACCGGAUAAUGCCCUCGGAAAUCAAAACUGUGGUUAUAUCUCUAAUGGUCUGGCUGCUGAUGCACAGUGCUCAGACAUAAUGUAUUUCUUUUGUCACAAAAUUGUGUACCCGAGAAGACUAUGGACCAUUAAAGUAAGAGUCCAGUCCAAUCAGGAUGUGAAUGGUCCUGCGUUAAAGGAGGCCAUCUUGGAGAAGAUCAAGCAGACAGCACAGGCAUAUGGAAUGCCUGACAACACUACAGUGGAUUGGAAAGUGUAUCAAAAUGGAGUUGUGUUCCACAAGGAGAAAGACCCUCCAGAAAUUGCAGAGCAAAACUGUUUUCUCUAAGCCUUCAAAUGUGGUUCACAUUUAACUAUUUUGUUUUGCAUUUUUAAACUUUCUGCAUAUUUUUAGUGCACUUACAGUAGUUUACUCUGGAUCAUUUAAAGAGAUGUGUACCAUUAUAGAAACGUGACUUAUAUGUCCACAAAAUCUAAUGUUAAGGUAAAAUAA
Clarias gariepinus (North African catfish) is the source of this 1058-nucleotide messenger RNA. RefSeq names its product E-selectin-like. The record is from RefSeq and is a predicted model, not a curated record. NCBI's taxonomy places the organism in Eukaryota, Metazoa, Chordata, Actinopteri, Siluriformes, Clariidae. The transcript has 4 exons. Bases 180 to 893 code for a protein of 237 amino acids.